AGCAUGGUGACUUCUGAAUAUUACAUCACCAAAUGAGGAACCCACAAGCAAGACAUAAUUUUUACUUGGCGGCACCUGACUUGCUGGAUCCCAAAUCGGCCACUCAGAACUCCAAACCAAGAUUAUCAUUUUCCACCAAGCCUACCGUGCUCGCUUCACGGGAGGAGAGCGAUUCAGCCAUUAAUGUAAUGAAAUGGAAGACAGUCUCAACAAUUUUUCUGGUGGUAGUCGUGUAUUUAAUAAUUGGAGCAACAGUAUUUAAAGCCCUGGAGCAGCCUCAUGAGACCUCCCAGAGAACCACCAUUGUGAUUCAGAAGCAGACGUUUGUAUCUCAGCAUUCCUGUGUGAAUGCAACAGAGCUUGAUGAACUGAUUCAGCAAGUAGUGGCAGCAAUAAAUGCAGGAAUCAUACCUUUAGGAAACACAUCUGCUCAGAUCAGUCACUGGGACUUGGGAAGUUCCUUCUUCUUUGCUGGCACUGUUAUUACCACCAUAGGCUUUGGAAACAUCUCCCCACGCACACAAGGUGGAAAGAUAUUCUGUAUCAUCUAUGCCUUAUUGGGAAUUCCUCUGUUUGGUUUUCUGUUGGCUGGUGUUGGAGAUCAACUAGGGACAAUCUUUGGAAAAGGAAUUGCCAAAGUAGAAGAUACCUUUGUUAAAUGGAAUGUGAGUCAGACAAAGAUUCGCAUCAUUUCCACAAUAAUAUUCAUUCUGUUUGGCUGCGUGCUGUUUGUUGCUCUUCCUGCAGUUAUAUUCAAGCACAUAGAAGGCUGGAACACAUUAGAUGCAAUUUACUUUGUGGUUAUCACUUUAACUACCAUUGGAUUUGGUGACUAUGUUGCAGGGGGAUCAGAUAUUGAGUACCUAGAUUUUUAUAAGCCAGUGGUGUGGUUCUGGAUCCUUGUUGGGCUUGCUUACUUUGCAGCUGUCCUCAGCAUGAUUGGAGACUGGCUAAGGGUCAUAUCAAAAAAGACAAAGGAAGAGGUUGGGGAGUUCAGAGCCCACGCUGCAGAGUGGACAGCCAACGUCACCGCCGAGUUCAAGGAGACCCGCAGGCGCCUGAGCGUGGAGAUCUACGACAAGUUCCAGCGGGCCACCUCCAUCAAAAGGAAACUCUCUGCAGAACUCGCUGUCAACCACAACCAGGACCUGACCCCCUGCAAGAGAACGCUGUCAGUGAACCACCUGACCAGCGAGAAGGACCUCUUGCCGGCUCUGACAAAGACAGACAGCAUUUACAUGAAUGGUUUGACGCCGCACUGUGCAGCAGAAGAGAUAGCCGUGAUCGAGAACAUUAAGUAGCCAUGACUCUGGAUCCCAGCCCUUGGGAAGCUCUUGGCUUAGACUAGCCAUACACCAUUUUUUUCCACCCCGUCGAUGACCAGUGCUAGCAGCAUUUUCUAUGUGUGCAUGAGUUCCACGGAAAAACUUCAGUCCCGAGUUACCAUCGCAUCUCUUCAGAGACACAAAGACGAAUGGCACUGCUGUUUCCGAAAGAUGCUGGAACAAGCAAUGUUUUCUGCCUUUAUCUGCCCAGACUGUUUUUCACUUCUAAUGUGCCAUAUGGCCUCACGAAUGAAUCUCACUUGUUUAUGGUAACAAUGUAGCUUUGAGGGAUCAGUCCUUAAAAUUUCAGGGUCUACCUUACUGAGCCUAGGAAUGGACCAUUUCUGGACUACAACACAUUUGUAAAUGGCAAGAAAUUCUUAUGCAGCCUUUUACCUAAGAAAUUUUGGUCAGUGCCUUAUCUUUUGAAGAACCAGAACCUCUACAGUUCCUGUACAACUUUUGUUUGUUUGGGUUUUUUGCAUGAGAAGUGUAUUUCAUUUAAGCCUUUCGUCCUUCUUGAAAUGGCGGUGUUUCAAAGGUGUCUGUUGUGAAGACACCAACCAGCAUGAAUGAAUGCCAAAACUCAACAAUCAUCAAUUGAUGUUCUUAGCUCCAAAUUUAAAGGCACUGCAGUUUCAAAAGUUGCAAACCUGUCCCCCAGAAACAUUUUGUUUUACUCAGGUCCAGCUGAUACUUGUUCACGCUGACUUGUAGGAUUUUUCAGACCCUUUUCAGGUCUUAGUUUUCCAAGCGGUGUUCAGCAGUUGUUUUUCUCUGCAUCAGAUGUACCAAAAAAAUCUGCAGUUUAUCUAUCACUAAAUUGUUUGGUAGAUGACAAGAGCAAAUAAAGAGAAGCAGGGGGAGGCUUUAAAUUACUGUGUUCUAAUAAUCACAUCCAAAAAAACAAUGCAGGAGAAUGCAGCUAUUUUUAAUAAGCAUAAACCUUCUGCCAGAUAUUUGGUAUGAAAAGGAUUCUUAAUUUCCUUUUUAAGCCAAGUCACCCCAGAGGCUACAUGAUAUUUCACCCGUGAAUCCUGGUGGAGUGCUUUGCUGAAUGUCACGUGGGCUGCCUGUGCCAGAGCUGUGGCUAACAUGGGAAUGCAAUUGAAACUGGUAUCACUGUGACUUUCUACAUUUCAGAUAGAGAUGGCUCUGAAUAUCAAUGCAGGCAUGAAGAAGAGCUGAUACAUAGCACAAUCUGAAUAUCGAUGAUUGUUCAGACAGGAUAGGCUGACAAGAAGCAGAUCUAAACCAGACUGUGGGUUUUCUUUAUUGGUUUUAAGAAAACACAUUAAUUUUGUACCUUCUGUUUUGCUUAUAGGUGUACAUGAGAUUCAGAAGAAAUGCAGGAUGGAGUGGAUAAUUUUGCAUUUUUUCCUUAUGUUAGUCUGUUGUAACCUGGCUGUACAUAAAAUGAAUAGAACAGGCCUUAAAGAAAAAUUUAGGCUCUGUAAAUUAAAAAAGAUGGGACUUUGCUGAUUGGGCAUGAUUCAAGUGGCAAAUCUUACAGCAUCUCUGACCAUUAGAUAACAUGCAAGAUAUGAAUGUUCAUGUUUUUUGGAUGCUUAGCUUGUUUUCUAAUAAAUAUAAGUUAAAAUGUAAAUUCAGUGUAAAUAUCAGUCAAUUAACAUUUACAGAGAGUAUGCUUUUAAACUAAGAAAGUUCCAUGACACAGCACCGAGCAAUGCUCUUAUAACAAAGACCCUUGUCUCCCCAGCACAGUGUUCUGAAU
Messenger RNA from Ficedula albicollis (Collared flycatcher), 3060 nucleotides. It is a transcript of the gene KCNK2, whose product is annotated as potassium two pore domain channel subfamily K member 2. Gene Ontology annotation, cellular component: membrane. The record is from RefSeq and is a predicted model, not a curated record. NCBI's taxonomy places the organism in Eukaryota, Metazoa, Chordata, Aves, Passeriformes, Muscicapidae. Gene Ontology annotation, molecular function: outward rectifier potassium channel activity; potassium ion leak channel activity. The transcript has 7 exons. Gene Ontology annotation, biological process: potassium ion transmembrane transport; stabilization of membrane potential. The coding region runs from base 33 to 1301 and encodes 422 amino acids.